AUGGCUCGCCGUCCCGCCCGCUGCUACCGCUACUGCAAGAACAAGCCUUACCCCAAGUCCCGGUUCAACCGUGGUGUUCCCGACCCUAAGAUUCGUAUCUUCGAUCUCGGUCGUAAGAAGGCUAACGUCGACGACUUCCCCACCUGUGUCCACCUGGUCUCCAACGAGUAUGAGCAGCUGUCCUCCGAGGCUCUCGAAGCCGCUCGUAUCUGUGCCAACAAGUACCUCGUGAAGAUCACCGGUAAGGAAGGUUUCCACCUGCGCGUCCGUGUGCACCCCUUCCACGUCGUCCGUAUCAACAAGAUGUUGUCGUGUGCCGGAGCCGAUCGUCUCCAGACUGGUAUGCGUGGUGCCUUCGGUAAGCCCCAGGGUUCCGUCGCCCGUGUGAACAUUGGCCAGAUCAUUCUGUCUGUCCGCACUCGUGACUCCAACCGUGCCGCUGCUAUUGAGGCUCUCCGUCGCUCCAUGUACAAGUUCCCCGGUCGCCAAAAGAUCAUUGUCUCCAAGAAGUGGGGCUUCACUCCCGUCAACCGCGAGGAGUACGUCCAGCUCCGCCAGGAGGGCAAGCUCCGCCAGGACGGUGCCUACGUGCAGUUCCUGCGCGGCCAUGGUCUGGUCGAGGAGAACAUGAAGCGUUUCCCCGAGGCCUACGAGAACCUGUCUCAGGCUUAG
Messenger RNA from Penicillium chermesinum, 672 nucleotides. RefSeq names its product 60S ribosomal protein uL16. The transcript has 3 exons. Gene Ontology annotation, molecular function: structural constituent of ribosome. The record is from RefSeq and is a predicted model, not a curated record. Gene Ontology annotation, cellular component: ribosome; cytosolic large ribosomal subunit. The coding region runs from base 1 to 672 and encodes 223 amino acids. Lineage: Eukaryota; Fungi; Ascomycota; Eurotiomycetes; Eurotiales; Aspergillaceae. Gene Ontology annotation, biological process: ribosomal large subunit assembly; translation.